Molecule: messenger RNA, 1932 nt
Organism: Ochotona princeps (American pika)
Lineage: Eukaryota; Metazoa; Chordata; Mammalia; Lagomorpha; Ochotonidae
Gene: SFRP4
Product: secreted frizzled related protein 4
Exons: 6
Coding region: 378-1418 (346 amino acids)
Biological process (GO): non-canonical Wnt signaling pathway; canonical Wnt signaling pathway
Cellular component (GO): cytoplasm
Molecular function (GO): Wnt-protein binding
Source: RefSeq, a predicted model, not a curated record
GGGAGCCCGCGCUGCGCCUGCAGCUGCCAAGGGAGCGUUCCGAGCCCACGUCAGGGGAGGUGUUGGGAUAAAUAGGGUCUCGCAAUGGCCAUGGCUGGCUGCACUACGAUCUGCGGGGUCCUGGACUGCAGCUACCCCGGCGGGGUCGUGCUCUGGAGGCUGAGGACUGGCGCUGCCGGUGCUCCGUGCGCCGGACCGCGGAGACCAGCGGCCGAACCUCCGGACCCCGCAUUGCUGAACGCUUGAGAUCUGGUGUGAAAUUUUUCCUGCUGUCUGGAAGACUUCUUCCUGGGAGAAGGGACGGCGAGAACCUGGGGGAAGCGAAAAGAAAAGCAUCUUUUCUGCCUGUCGGUGUCGCGCAGUGGGGAAGUCCAGCCAUGCUUCUGUCUCUCCUGGUGGCGUUAUGCCUGUGGCUGCGCCUGGCGCUGGGUGUACGCGGCGCGCCCUGCGAGGCGGUGCGCAUCCCCAUGUGCCGGCACAUGCCCUGGAACAUCACGCGGAUGCCCAACCACCUGCACCACAGCACACAGGAGAAUGCCAUCUUGGCCAUCGAGCAGUACGAGGAGCUAGUGGACGUAAACUGUAGCGCGGUCCUGCGCUUCUUCCUCUGUGCCAUGUACGCACCCAUUUGCACGCUAGAGUUCCUGCACGACCCCAUCAAGCCAUGCAAAUCGGUGUGCCAGCGUGCGCGCGACGACUGUGAGCCACUCAUGAAGAUGUACAACCAUAGCUGGCCCGAGAACUUGGCUUGCGACGAGCUGCCCGUCUAUGACCGUGGCGUGUGCAUCUCACCUGAGGCCAUCGUCACCGACCUCCCCGAGGAUGUCAAGUGGAUAGACAUCACUCCAGAUAUGAUGGUACAGGAGCGGCCUCUUGAUGUUGACUGCAAGCGCCUCAGCCCUGAUCGAUGCAAGUGCAAAAAAGUCAAGCCAACCUUGGCAACAUAUUUGAGCAAGAACUACAGUUAUGUUAUUCAUGCCAAAAUAAAAGCUGUGCAGAGGACUGGCUGCAAUGAAGUGACAACAGUGGUGGAUGUAAAAGAGAUCUUCAAAUCCUCAUCACCCAUCCCUCGAACUCAAGUCCCACUGGUUACAAAUUCUUCCUGUCAGUGUCCCCAUAUCCUACCGCAUCAAGAUGUUCUCAUCAUGUGUUAUGAGUGGCGCUCAAGAAUGAUGCUUCUUGAAAAUUGUUUAGUUGAAAAGUGGAGAGACCAACUUAGUAAAAGAUCCAUACAGUGGGAAGAGAGGCUGCAGGAACAGCAGAGAACAAUCCAAGACAAGAAGCAAACCACCGGGCGCACCAGCCGUAGUCAUCCCCCCAAACCAAAGGGAAAGCCACCUGCUCCUAAACCAGCCAACACCAAGAAGAACAUUAAGACUAGGAGUACUCAAAAGAGAAAAACCCCAAAGAGAGUGUGAGCUAACUACCUUCCAGAAUGGCGAUCUCCUUCCAGGAUGAGGCCAGGCAUUGCCUGGAACACACCCCUAGCCCUAACGCCUCCCUGCAGCACUCUGUGUAGACACAUCUUGCAGCAAUUUUCUUAGCAUUGUGCUUCACUUUUUCUGUCUAAGACAUCACAGAGUGACUUAACAGCCAUCAUGGUAGUUUGCCUUUGGAAUUGAAGGAUUAAGUAAAGCUGGUGGAAAAUGCCUAGUACAUCCUGAGUAGCCUGUGUGUAUGUACUCUGAAUGAUAUUCGGGGAAAAGUUCUUACAGUUCGGCCUAGGACAUACAUUAUGAAAUGAAUGCUGUGUUUCAAACAAAACCCUUAAUGGUUAAUAAUAUUUUUAUUUCUGUUGAUUUAUUAAAAUGUUAGCAAUAUCUGAAAAUGUAAUAGAAGAUAAAAUGCUUCCGAGGAAUAAGAGCAAAUCAUGUAAAAAGAGCUUUAUGUGUUUUUCGUCUACAAGAAGAGUUUUGUGAUGAAGGAGGAUGU